GGCGGAGUCACGCAGCGGACGCGCGCCGCCACAACCCGGCGCGCGCAUACACACACGAACAUCAAAAACAUUUGUUUCAUACAAACUUUUUCACCGGUGUGUUAUUAACUGUGUUUGACUGUUUUGUACGGAGGUUUGAGUGCACUUUGAGUGACUUGGGGACGUGAUAGGAUUUGGCGGGAGUCUGAAGGGAAAGUGGCAGGACAGAGGCGCGAGCGCGCCCUCUUUUACAUAAUCGUUGAUAACUGGAGCUUUCGUAAUUGUUGCGUGAUAACAGUGGAGUAGAAUAACGGUAGCCGUGCCUCCCAAAGAAUGAGGAAUAAGCAACGAUGCUGGAAACGCUGCUUUGGCCCCGACACACAGAAAUCAACAGGAUGACCUUCGCCUUGGCGCUGGUGGUGGUGUGGUGGGCGGUCGGCGUGCGCGCCGGCGAGCCGGUGUUUGACCCCAGCACCCUGAUGCGACUGGUCCUCGUCCCGGCAGACGUCCCCGUUGGCUCCGUCAUCUACCGCGUCCGCGCCUCCGACCCCGACUUCGAUUAUCCACUGCAUUUCGAACUUAUCGGUCAGAUGGGUCGCCUAGACAUUGGCGUGGAAACACUUCCUUGCACUCGCUACAACUCAGUGUGCCAAGCUAACAUCAUUCUGCUGAGGCGAUUAGAACCUGGUCGCUACGUAGACUUCAGGCUAUCAGUACGCAAUACCAGGGGGCGAAGCUCCCGGAUCGCAUGUUCUGUAACAGGGACUAAUGCUACAACGCCCAGGGACACCAUUUUUCCGCACCAACCUGGCAUUAUUCUGGUGCCUGAGGAUGCCAAACGCGGAACAGAUCUUGAGAUAGUGAUUGCAAGAAAAAACCCUGUGUCACCGAAGCCUUUGGAACUCGAACUUUGGGGGUCACCGCUCUUCGCUAUCCGGCAACGUCGCGUAUCAGCCGAGAACACUGAAGGAACCAUAUUCCUAGUUGGACCUCUUGACUUCGAAGCCCAAUCUAUGUACCAUUUGACACUACUAGCCGUGGAUCCCUACAUAGAAAUAGGCAAGGAUACGCGAAACAUAGCUGGCCUGGAAGUGGUAGUGGUCGUUCAAGAUGUACAGGACAUGCCACCAGUGUUCACCUCUGCCCCUCCAAUCACCCACCUCCCUCGUCAGGUGGCACCAGGAGACAUGGUGGUCAGGGUUAGGGCUGAAGAUGGGGACAAAGGAGCUCCCAGACAGAUCAGAUAUGGACUAGUGUCUGAAGGAAAUCCGUUUACGCCCUUCUUCAACAUCAAUGAAACUACUGAUUUAAAUUGA
This is a messenger RNA of Spodoptera exigua (beet armyworm), 1295 nucleotides long. The record is from the annotation of a GenBank genome assembly. Lineage: Eukaryota; Metazoa; Arthropoda; Insecta; Lepidoptera; Noctuidae.